Molecule: messenger RNA, 4062 nt
Organism: Rhagoletis pomonella (apple maggot)
Lineage: Eukaryota; Metazoa; Arthropoda; Insecta; Diptera; Tephritidae
Exons: 1
Coding region: 1-4062 (1353 amino acids)
Biological process (GO): DNA integration
Molecular function (GO): nucleic acid binding
Source: RefSeq, a predicted model, not a curated record
AUGGUAGAUGAAGGCAACGCUACCAUGUCAGAGGCACAGCGAGUGCUAUCUAUUGCUACUACCAUAGCACCUUUGAACAUAAGAGCGUCAAAUCUGGCGGCGGAAUGGAAGGCUUGGAGUACGCAGUUCAAAAUAUUUCUGCGUGCAUCUGCUUUAGAUAAUCAAACCGAGCAAAGAAAAGUUGCACUUCUCUUGCACCAUCUGGGUGCAGAAUGUCUAAACAUUUUCACUUCGUUUAAUGUCGAUAUAGACAGCGUCCAAUAUGACGACUUAUGGAGCAAAAUGGAAAUGUAUUUCACUCCAAAAGUCAAUAUAGUAAUAGAGCGCCACAGGUUUUUUACAAAACGUCAAUCCUCGGAAGAGACAAUAAGUCAGUACGCUGCCGCAUUGCAAAAUCUUAGCAAAACUUGUGAAUUCGGGGAUAUACGUGAAGAUCUGGUAAGGGACAUUUUUAUAUGCGGUUUAUCACAAAAAUACAAUAAAAUAAAGGAGAGGCUCUUAAGCGAAGGCAACAUAAAAUUGCAUAAAGCGAUUGAAAUAGCUAAUAGCAUGGAACUAGCAAAAGAAAAUGCAGCCAUGAUACAACGUGAGCCAACCGAAAGCAUACAGGUAGCAGCUUUGAGAAAAUCUGCAUUGAACUACAAGGAGAAGUGUGCUAGACAGGCUCAGCAGCAAACAUCAAGAACGUGUGAUAAAUGUGGGCAAGUACAUAAAACCAAAUGUCCGGCAGAAGGUAAAAAAUGCUACACGUGCGGAAAAUUGAACCAUUUUGCAAAUGUCUGCUUCACAAAAUGGCGUAAAGGAAACAUGGGGAAUAACGGGCAAAAGAGAUAUGUGAGAAACGUAUACGAAGAGAGCGAGACAAGUGCAGAAGAGGAAGAAAAUGAAGAUCACGAGUCGCAAUUUUUCGUGGGCGGAAUACAUGUUGAAACUGUCAGGAACAAAAACUUAACAACAAAAACGAAUGUGAUAGGAGUGAGUAAAAUUGUUAGCAGUGGCAGAACUGGUGCGGUGAAAGACUGGAACAUUGAGGUGGAGAUACACAACGCGAAGCUGAAGUGUCAAAUAGACACGGGGGCCCAGGCGAACUUACUAUCGAUCGAAAACUUUAAUAAAUUAAAUAUCGGUAAGCUAGAAAGUAAGAUAUGUCAUAAUAUUUUAACAUUCAGCGGGGAAAGAUUGCCUCUACUAGGAAAAGUCAAUGUAAAAUUGUUGUAUAAAAAAGUAAGUUAUUCUGCUGAAUUUUAUGUCCUUAAUAUGAAAUGUAAAAAUGUGAUCGGUCUUGAAUUGGCUAUUAAAAUGAAUUUGGUAAAAAUGGUGACUACAAUAAGCUGUGAAUCAAAAGGCUGCGAGAGCCUGUUACAAAAAUAUGAAGAAGUUUUUAAAGGAUUAGGGCAGUUGGAAAGUGAGUGUCAUUUGAAAUUAAAGGAAAACUAUCAACCAGUAGUAGAUGCACCACGCAGAGUUCCAUUUGGACUUUUUGAGCCACUAAAAAGGGAACUGUCCAGUAUGAUGAAGUUAAAGGUUAUAGAGCCAGUUAGUGAACCGACCGAAUGGGUCAACUCAAUAGUUUUAGUGGCUAAGCCCAACGGAGAUUUACGUGUGUGUUUGGACCCUAAAAAUUUAAACAAGGCUAUAGUCAGACCAAGAUUUUCCUUUCCGAACAUCGAUGAAUGUAAGUCGCAAAUGGCAGGUUCUAAAAUAUUCAGCACAUUAGAUGCUAACUCAGGUUUCUGGAUGAUACCAUUAGAUAUAGAAUCAUCAAAGUUAUGUACAUUUAACACGCCUUUUGGGCGUUACCGAUUUCUGAGAUUACCGUUUGGUAUCAAUGCAGCGCCGGAAAUUUUUCAUUCAGAAAUGAUUAGACUAUUCGGCCACAUUAAGGGUCUAAUAAUAUAUAUGGAUGAUUUUUUGAUCCAUGCUCCGAACGUUCAAAAACAUAAUGCCAUUUUAGAGUCAGUUUUGGAAAGGGCACAAAGUGUUGGGCUAAGGUUCAAUAAAUCAAAAUCGAAAUUUUUAAAGAAGGAAGUCAAAUUCGUUGGACACAUAUUUAGUGAAAAAGGCGUUAAGCCAGAUGAAGAGAAAAUUAAAUCUAUAGUUGAGAUGCCGGUACCAAAAAAUGUAAAAGAAUUACAGCGCUUUUUGGGAAUGAUUAACUACUUGGGUUGUUUUAUUGAUAGUCUGUCAGCAAAAACGAAAUAUUUACGAGACCUUUUAAAGAAUGAUGUAGUAUGGCAUUGGGACAAUAAACAAGAGGAAGAAUUUCAAAAUUUACUUAAAGAAAUUACAAAUGUACCGGUUUUGACCUACUUUAAUCCUAAAAAACAAUUAGUCAUGUCAGUCGAUGCAUCCAAAUAUGCUGUUGGAGCAGUCAUUAUGCAUGACAGGAACCCUGUUGCCUAUGCAUCUGCUUCACUAACUGAAACACAAACAAAUUAUGCCCAGAUCGAAAAAGAGCUCUUUGCUAUCCUAUACGGAUGUACACGCUUCCAUCAGUAUGUUUAUGGACGUCAUGUCCUUGUAGAAACGGACCAUAAGCCGUUGGUUACACUUGUCAACAAACCUUUGUAUAAGAUUCCCGCGCGACUGCAAAGAUUCAUGCUCAGAUUAUUAGCGUACAACAUUACUGUCGUUUACAAGCCCGGAAAGGACUUGUUUAUUGCCGACACGUUAUCCAGAGCGCCACUUAAAGAUUAUGCACUGACGGAAGUGGACAAAGAUAUUGAUAUUCACUGUAAUUUAAUUAUUUCGCAAAUUGCUUUGCCAAGUAGUCACUUAGAUGAGUUUAGAGAGGCAGCAAAAACAGAUAAAAUUUUUCAAAAACUCUUGUAUUUUACGAAGAAUGGAUGGCCCGCAAAUAAAAAGCGAAUUGAUAAAGAAUUGAUGCCUUAUUAUCAAGUUAAAGAUGAGCUUGUUGAGAUAGAUGGGCUAUUGCUAAAAAAUAACAGAGUUGUUGUACCAAAAAAUCUUAGACCGAAAAUUUUGUAUUACUUACAUGAGGGACAUAUGGGUAUACAGAGAUGCCAGAAUUUGGCUAGAAACUCUGUGUACUGGCCUAAUAUCAAUAAUGACCUCCACAAUGUAGUCUCCAGUUGCGAAAUUUGUCUAAAAUUUCGUAAAUCUAAUCCUAAACAAAAGUUGUUGUGCCAUGAAAUGGUCAACAUUCCUUGGUACAAGCUGGGUGCUGACUUGUUCGAAUUUGAUAAAAAGACUUACUUGUUAGUUGUUGACUACUACUCAAAGUUCAUUGAAUGUGAAAUUUUAAGUACGGGGUAUUCCAGCACCCAGGUUAUAAUGAAACUCAAGUCAAUUUUUGCCAGACAGGGAAUACCGGCUGUGUUCAUAACGGAUAAUGGCCCGCCUUUCAGUUCAAAAGACUUUGCACAGUUUUGCGCAGAUUGGUGUAUUGAACACAUUACUUCCAGUCCUUAUAUGCCAAGAUCAAAUGGUUUAGCAGAAAGAUCUGUUCAGACAAUCAAAACAAUGUUGUACAAAUGCAAAGAAAAAGGAACAGACCCAUAUACUGCGCUUCUGCAUUAUAGAACAACACCCAAAGACGAUCUUCCAAGUCCAUCCGAGUUACUGAUGUCGAGAAAGCUGAGAACCAAAUUGCCAUCACAACAAGAAAAUUUAAAAUCAAAAUUAGUUGAUGUUAAUGAGUAUAGACGACAAAUAAACAAACAAAAGAUUAAAAUGUCACAAAAUUAUAAUACGUCCGCAAAAAAUUUGAAACCAGUAAAUCCGGGAGAGAAAAUUUAUUUUAAGAAAACACCAACAUCAGUUUGGUGCCCGGGUACAAUAAUAAAAGAUUUAAAGGAGCCAAGGUCAUUCAUGGUUCAAGACCCUGAGGGUGUGGUCUACAGAAGAAACCGAGAGCACAUAUUAAAGCCGGUACUGAAACGGAGUAUUGGGGACGCUUACGCUAAUGGGGGAGAUAAAGAAACCACCGCUUUUGAUUCACAGCCUCUUGAAGGCACCACGAUAGAAUUAACUGAUAAUGCUUCCGCUGUUAGAACGAGGAGUGGAAGAAAGAUUGUACCCCCAACCCGAUUAAAUAUUUAA